This is a messenger RNA of Lytechinus variegatus (green sea urchin), 2397 nucleotides long. RefSeq names its product chitinase domain-containing protein 1-like (gene chid1). The coding region runs from base 170 to 1351 and encodes 393 amino acids. The transcript is spliced from 11 exons. Gene Ontology annotation, biological process: carbohydrate metabolic process. Gene Ontology annotation, cellular component: extracellular region. Gene Ontology annotation, molecular function: chitin binding; oligosaccharide binding. The record is from RefSeq and is a predicted model, not a curated record. NCBI's taxonomy places the organism in Eukaryota, Metazoa, Echinodermata, Echinoidea, Temnopleuroida, Toxopneustidae.
CGCCCAUAGUUGGUUUGUCGAUCCGAUUUAGGAUUUGCCUUUGGCUUUGCCUUUGCUGGGACUUUGCUUCAUCAUCAUCAAUUUACUUGGCAGAUUUAUCCAGAAGAUUGGAUACCCCCUGAACUGCAUUCUCUCAUUUCUUGUGCAUCUUGUCACAUGAUCAAGCGAGAUGCGUCUGAGCUGGGAAUGGAAAGCUUGGAUAGUCAUCAUCUUCUCCAUCUACCUGUGGUCUUUACCAGUUGAUGCAGGCAGUCCGCCUAAAAAGGCAGCCAAGAAGUCCAAAAAUGGAACGCCAGAAGUCAAGCUCUCUGAUAGGACCAUAAUGGAGAGAGGACUGGUCCAAGAAAACCCCAAAACAAAAGAUAUCCACAAGGAGCAUGCCAACUACUGCAACACCAAGGCAGAGGAAAGACAAUUCCCAGGAGAGGUGCUUGGCUAUGUUACCCCUUGGAACUCUCAUGGGUAUGACAUUGCUAAAUGGUUUGGAGGAAAGUUCACUGCAAUCUCUCCAGUCUGGCUACAGGUAAAGCGGAUAGCAUCCAGGGAGUUUACUAUCAAUGGUGCCCAUGAUAUAGAUAAAGGCUGGGUAAAAGAGGUCAAGAAAGGAAAACGUCAGGUUGGCCUUGCUCCAAGACUUUUGUUUGAUGGUUGGACCAUGAGGGACUACGAUGCAGUCUUCAAGAGUGAAGCAGAAAUUAAAAGCUUGGCAGAUACAAUAGUCAAAUUCUACCAGAAACAAAAAUUUGACGGUGUUGUCCUAGAAGUAUGGAGUCAGGUUCGUUCCAUGAAUAAAGACGAUCUCCUUCACAUGGUUGUUGAUAUAGCAGAUGCAGUCCACAAUGCAGGAAUGACUUUCUAUCUGGUUAUACCUCCACCUUCGCUUGGCGAGCAGCAAUCUCUUUUUACAAAGGAUAACUUUGAUAUGUUGGCGCCUGUGGUAGAUGGAUUUAGCCUCAUGACAUAUGACUUCUCCAAUGUACAAAGACCUGGUCCUAAUUCUCCUAUUGAAUGGGUGAGACUGUGCGUAGAGGCUCUGGUCCCAGAUCCAGGACCUAAUCGUGCUAAGGUCCUUCUUGGUCUGAAUUUCUAUGGUUAUGACUUUGGUCCACAAGCAGCUGAUGCUAUCACAGGCUCAAGGUAUUUAGAAUUACUCAAGAAAAACAAAUUAAAAUGGGACUCAAAUUCAGCAGAACACUACUUUGAAUACAAAGAUGGAUCUAUUUCUCGACGUGUAUUUUAUCCAACUCUUCAGUCAAUAUCAAUGCGAAUAGAUUUAGCUCGGGAGCUUGGCACUGGAAUAUCAAUAUGGGAACUUGGACAGGGUUUGGAUUACUUCUAUGAUUUAUUAUGAUAAAUUGAUUAUGUAUAUAUUAGGUAUUUGAAAUUGACUUUUAGUUGUUAACUUCCCAGUGCCUUAUGUGAGUAUUCAGACACAGUACCAAAUCAAUCAUGUCUAGCAUUGUAUUUAUUCAGGAUAAGUUUGUAAAAAUCAAUAUUUAAAAACCUUCAAAUUAAAAUGUUUAACAAGGAAUCCUUCAAUCUAUUUGAAUUUUAAAUUUGUAACCCAGCAAACCCAUUGAAUGUCAUUGAGAACCUUUUAUUUGAAGAAUGUGGUCGAUCUGAAGUGCUGUCUCAUAUUUCCUAUGGGGACUUGUGUGUAUUGAAGCUUUCUCUAAGAAAUUUAAACAAGUUGUAUUUGUACUAGAUAUGUUUGAAUUCCCACUUGAAAGAUUUCAACCAUGUUUUGUGCCUGCAGACUUCUAUAUUGAAGUAGACUCAACAACUUACUGCUACCUUGAGUAAUGGUAUAAAUCUUAAAUUAUUAUUUAUCAUUAUUAUUGUUGGCGUUAUUGUUAUAAGUAUUGGAUGAUAUCCGGGCAUCAAUGAAUUGUAACCCCUACUAAUAAUGUCAACCAAAGUGUAAAUUACAGGGACCACAUUUUAUUCUGUUAUUACAUUCAAACAUGGAUGGGUAUUUAAAACCAAGACUCAAACCUGUUUUUAAUUCCAUGGAACUUUCAAAUAAUACACACCGUGUAGAAGACAUAUGUCUAUACAAAAAAGAACAUGUUUUUAUAAACUCUUCAUGACUGUUUGUUUUGCAUCUAUCCAACUGUUUUGCAUACUUUUCCUGAUGUCAUGGUCAUAACAAGUUGGUUAUCAUUCCAAAGGGAAUAAAUUAAUAUUUUUUAAUAUCAAGCAUGCAUGGUUUAAUAUUGAACUGGGGUUAGUAAUUAGCUGAAAUCAGAUUUCUAUACUUUUUAAGGGAGUUCAUUUUUAAUUGGUAUGUAAUCAGAACUUAUAUUUUGGGGAAGUUGGUGUUUUUUAAUUAAAAAAAUUCACUUCAUUUCCAUUGUAUUUGAAAUUUCCCUUUUUGUUGUUGAAUGAUAAGUCAGC